UUUCACGGAAUUGGCACGUGGGUCGAAGUGCGAGGCCAGUGGAGUUGCUGUGGCCAGAUUCCGCCUGCCGGCAAUCGGAAAUCAGCCAAUCGUGAAGUGGGAGUAAACCGAGACAAAGCCAACGUACAAUGUGAAAUCAUUAUACCUGCUGUUGGAAACCUCAGGCACGAAAGCGCUAGAAGAUUCGACGAAAUCACGAACACGUGGCGAGACGUGAAGCGGGCUCUCAGCCUGCUGUGCGUGAAGACAUUCUCCGACGGCAACACCAUGCUGGAAGCACCGCCAGGCAGCCGGGAGGACCUUGUCGAGGCCGCGAGAACUCCCUGCUCACCCACAGAUCUGGACACAAUGCUGUACAGUUACACCAACGGAAUAUAUGUGCUGGAUCAUACGCCUGAAUCCAUGCCGGACAUGGACAUGCUACAACUAUUCGCAUCACCAGCUGGCCGUGCACUAGUAACAGCCGAUAACCACAGGCGGCGUAGGGGUCCAACCUCGACGUCCUCAUUGACGAGGGAAUCCACAUCGCGAUCGAAAAAUUCCAGAAGAAAUACAACAACGAGUAGGUCCAUCGGCACACCAAGUCCACCACCCAGACAGAGAAAAUCGAGUACCGAGCUUUACAAGGAGGCUGUCGAGAUACUCGGUCUCACGUGUUCCCUCACCGACAGCUGCCGAUGCAUCGACUGCCAAAGCAAUUACUUCGACUUCGACGACGACUGCGGGGAGUCGAGAUCAGAGCUGGCGGCAGGUACACCGAUACUCCUGGAUCACGCUCUAUCCCAUCCACUCGCGUGCUCCAUACAGUAG
Molecule: messenger RNA, 810 nt
Organism: Diachasma alloeum
Lineage: Eukaryota; Metazoa; Arthropoda; Insecta; Hymenoptera; Braconidae
Exons: 7
Coding region: 268-810 (180 amino acids)
Source: RefSeq, a predicted model, not a curated record